UGGUCUGCCCGCAAAAGAAGAACAUGUGAUCAUUACUUCCUUUAAUAAAUUAAUUAAUUGUAGAUAGAUAGAAAGAAAGAAAACUAGAAGUAUGAUUGCGAUGGGGCAGUGUGCCAGCCAGCAGAGCCCCAAAUUAGAAGCUAUAUGCUGCCUCCUCCUCCUCCUCCUGCUCCAGCACAUCAUUUUUUAACUCCUCUCUCCCCCUCUUCCUCUCUAGCCGUGAUACACAGAUCAGAGGAAACGCAUAUCCGUCGAAUACAAGUAUAGAGUAGAUCUGAUCUGAUCUGGCAGCAUGUUUGAUCCUGCGAAUGAUCUGGCGCCUCCGCCUUCUUCGCCGACUGUUUCUUCCCUGUCCUCUUCUGAUCUUGAUACCGAGUCGACGGGGUCCUUCUUCCACGACAGGAGCACCACAUUAGGGACGCUGAUGGGCGUCACCCUCCAAGCAAUUACCUUCAGGGCUUCCUCCCAGCACCGCCACCAGCAGCAGCAGCAGCAGCAGGAGAACCUCAGCCACCCAUCGGCCUCUUCCCGGAGAAGCAAGAAUGGUAAUAACCCCAGGAAGACCCGAGCAGCGGCAGCGGCAGCGGCGGCGGCGCGGCAGAGGCGGAGAUGGUGGAGGCUAUGCAGGGACGACGCCGACGCCAGAAGGGCUUCUCUCGGAGAGUAUUUGGAGGUCGAGAGGAGAUUCGGGGGCGGCUCGGCCGUGGAACUCGAUCAGGAGCUGCUGGUUCAGGAGGCGCACACAAAUGGGCGUGCAUUGUUCGCUGACGGCAGGGUUCUACCCCCGGCGGACCACGAGGAAUCCUCUCCGGCGGUACUCUGCCGGUUCUCGGCGGUGGAGCGCUGUUGCAGUCUUGUGCUCUAGCACUAGUACAGAAACCAAACCAAACCAAACCAAACCAGACCAGACCAGACCAAGAUCAGUGGCCAAGCACCUUUAUUUUGUUUUGGGGGUCUUCAGCUUUUUUCUCCACGAGCUGCUGCUGCAGCUAUGCUCUUUUUGGACCUUUUGCUUUUGCCUUUACUAGUAGAGAAAUAAUUAAACAACCAACCUCUAUAUAAACCUCUUAAAGUACAUGGUGGUGGGCAGGCAGCUGGCUGUUCCAAACAGCGCUACUUCCCUCUCUGUUUCGUCCGU
Molecule: messenger RNA, 1138 nt
Organism: Andrographis paniculata
Lineage: Eukaryota; Viridiplantae; Streptophyta; Magnoliopsida; Lamiales; Acanthaceae
Exons: 2
Coding region: 293-865 (190 amino acids)
Source: RefSeq, a predicted model, not a curated record